Messenger RNA from Zingiber officinale, 2356 nucleotides. RefSeq names its product formate--tetrahydrofolate ligase-like. The record is from RefSeq and is a predicted model, not a curated record. NCBI's taxonomy places the organism in Eukaryota, Viridiplantae, Streptophyta, Magnoliopsida, Zingiberales, Zingiberaceae. The coding region runs from base 142 to 2178 and encodes 678 amino acids. Gene Ontology annotation, molecular function: formate-tetrahydrofolate ligase activity; ATP binding. The transcript is spliced from 5 exons.
GCUCUUCCAUCUAUCUAUUUAAGAGUCCAUUCCAUGCAGUUGCCGUGACGCACAGGCCCAGAUCGACCAUCGGGAGGCCGCCGGAGGGCACUGGGAACCGACGACGGUCGACAUUCUCCUCCAGCACCCUCAGCUCCAGCGAUGUACUGUCCGGUUAGGUGCUGCUUCACGAUGUCGGUGCCGCCUCCACCAAUCUCCAUUACUAUCCAUCCAAUCACAGAGAAGACGAAAUUGGAGUAUAUCGGCAAGGAUAAUCGGGGGAUGAGUUCGUUGAAGACCACACGGCGUCUGGAUCUGGAGGUGCGCUCCCCGGUUCCGGCCGAUAUCGACAUCGCCAACUCCGUCGAGCCCCUUCCCAUCACCGACAUCGCCGAGAGCCUCAACCUGCGACCUAACGAUUACGAUCUCUAUGGCAAGUACAAGGCCAAGGUGCUGCUAUCGGUGCUCGACGAGCUGCAGCGGUGUGAGGAUGGGCACUACGUGGUGGUCGGCGGGAUUACCCCGACGCCACUCGGAGAAGGCAAGUCGACCGCCACGGUAGGACUCUGCCAAGCGCUGGGAGCUUUUCUGGAUAAAAAGGUUGUCACUUGUCUCCGUCAACCUUCCCAAGGACCCACAUUUGGAAUAAAAGGAGGUGCUGCUGGAGGAGGUUACAGUCAAGUUAUCCCAAUGGAUGAAUUCAAUCUUCAUCUGACAGGAGACAUUCAUGCAAUUACAGCUGCAAAUAAUCUCCUUGCUGCUGCUAUAGACAGUAGGAUGUUCCAUGAGGCAUCUCAGUCCGACAAAGCAUUAUUUAAUAGAUUAUGCCCACCAAAUAAAGAAGGGAAGCGAACUUUUGCAGAUGUUAUGUUCAGGCGUCUCCAAAAGCUUGGCAUUUCAAAGAGUAGUCCAGAUGAGCUAACAUCUGAUGAAAUUAAAAGAUUUGUUAGGCUUGACAUCGAUCCCGAUUCCAUUACCUGGAGAAGAGUUAUGGAUGUUAAUGACCGGUUCCUGAGGAAAAUUACCGUGGGAGAAGGUACUGAGGAGAAAGGAAUGAUCAGAGACACUGGCUUUGAUAUAUCAGUAGCGAGUGAAAUCAUGGCUGUGUUAGCUCUCAUGACCUCUCUUGCAGACAUGAGGGAAAGGCUUGGAAGAAUGGUGAUAGGAAACAGCAGAAAUGGCGAUCCAAUUACUGCAGAUGAUCUUGGAGUUGGGGGAGCUCUAACUGUUCUAAUGAAAGAUGCCAUUAACCCUACCCUGAUGCAGACUCUUGAGGGAACUCCCGUCCUUGUUCAUGCUGGACCAUUCGCCAAUAUUGCUCAUGGAAAUUCUUCGAUAGUAGCUGACAAGGUCGCCCUUAAGCUGGCUGGAAAGGGUGGUUUUGUAGUUACAGAAGCAGGUUUUGGUGCUGAUAUUGGAAUAGAAAAGUUCAUAAAUAUAAAGUGCAGAUACAGUGGUCUGGUUCCACAUUGUGCUGUUAUUGUGGCAACUAUAAGAGCUCUUAAAAUGCAUGGGGGUGGACCUGAUGUUGUUGCUGGGAAGCCUCUUCCCCAUGCUUACUUGACUGAAAAUUUGGCUCUUGUUGAGGCUGGUUGUGUAAAUCUUGCUAGACAUAUUACAAAUACCAAGGCGUAUGGAGUGAAUGUUAUAGUUGCCAUCAACAAGUUUGCCACUGAUACUGAUGCUGAGGUGAACGCUGUAAGAACAGCUGCUUUAGCAGCUGGUGCUUUUGAAGCAGUUGUUUGUACAAAUCAUGCACAUGGUGGAAAAGGGGCGGUUGAUCUUGGCUUUGCGGUUCAAAGAGCAUGUGAGAGCCAGUCACAGAGGUUGAACUUUUUGUACCCUCUUGACAUUGGUAUUAAAGAAAAAAUUGAGGCCAUUGCUAAGUCAUAUGGUGCCAGUGCUGUUGAGUACUCAGAACAGGCGGAGAAGAAGAUUGAGAUGUACACCAAGCAAGGUUUCUCUGGUCUACCGAUUUGCAUGGCAAAAACACAAUACUCGUUCUCGCAUAUCCCAUCUCAAAAGGGUUGCCCAAAUGGAUUUGUUCUUCCAAUUAGAGACGUGAGGGCCAGCAUUGGGGCUGGUUUCAUUUAUCCUCUGGUUGGAACAAUGAGCACAAUGCCUGGUCUUCCAACUAGACCUUGCUUUUACGAGAUCGACGUUGAUGUCGCGACAGGGAAAGUCCGCGGACUCUCCUAGAAACUUCUCUUGUUCGAAAAUUUAAUAAGCUUUGCAACUCCCCUUUCAAAUUUUAGGAUUAGAAUUGCAUGUUUUAUUUGUGUUUAAGAACUGCUUCAAUGUGGCCGGUUUAAACAAGCCAAGUACUCAUCUGAAAUUUGAAUUCAGGCAUCAACUGUUAUUUGAAUUGGUUAAGAAA